This is a messenger RNA of Acanthaster planci (crown-of-thorns starfish), 4361 nucleotides long. It is a transcript of the gene tcf25, whose product is annotated as transcription factor 25. Gene Ontology annotation, molecular function: protein binding. Gene Ontology annotation, cellular component: RQC complex. The record is from RefSeq and is a predicted model, not a curated record. Lineage: Eukaryota; Metazoa; Echinodermata; Asteroidea; Valvatida; Acanthasteridae.
CGGUACCUGAAAUACAGACUGACACCCUGACUUGUUUAGCAGUUUAAUGUAUGUUGACUAGUUACCCAAGACCAGCUGGACUGUGUGGCCAGUCUGUCUAAGUAAAUAUGCCAAGUAUGUGACCCAGACUAUUUUCGUCCUACUCCGGUACUUUGGCUCGGCAUUGUACAACUACCUGACAAGCGCCUUUUCUAAGCAAAGCACGUGCCAUAAAAGAGCCAGAUGUCUUCGAGGGCGAUGAGAAAGCUCCAUGGAGACCGCAGUUUGGAUGAAUUGCGGAGCCGUCAUCAACUUGUUGAUGAAGAUGUGGGUGAUGGUGAUGAUGACGAAGAUGCGAGGAUGAAUGGAGUAGCUGCCGUUCCCAUCAACCUGUUUGAUUUGUUGCAGGAAGAUGAUCAUGAGGAUGGGAGUGACAGAAAUGAGAGAGGUGCCUCAUCUUCUCCAGGAGACCAGAAGCCACUGAGACAUGAAACAGCCCCAGGGGCCAAGAGAAAGAAGAAGAGAAAAAAAAAGAACAAGCAAAGCGACGUCGAGACCAAAACACAGGACGCGCCUGAAAAUGAAGAUGAAAUUGAUGCUAGUGUCAGGGAGGUAAACGCCAUGCUCGGGACUUUGCCCAAUGGAGGGGCGGGGCAGAUCACCGUCAGUGCCUCUGCUGUAACCAUGGAAACCAAGGCAGUGCUGGCCGUGGAACACAAGAACCUCAAUGCGGAUAACGAAAUGAGGAGGAUCUUUGGUUCAAACGUCGUCCGGCAAGCAGAGCAAAGGAGAAGAGGAAGGCGUAAGACGUAUCAGCGAUCAACUUGGCUCGUGAGCCCCAAAGCGGAAUGGCCCAACAUUGGAAAGACGGGAUUAUCCAUGAAACGACUUGAAAUAAAAGGCGGGUAUCAGUCCUUUACUCUGGAACACUCAAAGGACUACCAGCAAGUCCAGUUCCAAUUUCUAGAUGCAGUGGAAUCACUCAACCCUCAGAACCUAACGAUCUUGCUUCAGAUGCAUCCUUACCACAUAGACACCCUCCUGCAACUCAGCGAAGUCUGCAAAAUGAGCGAGGACAGACAGAUGGCAGCUGAGCUUGUCGAGAGGGCGCUGUACAGCAUCGAGUGUAGCUUCCACACCAUGUUCAGUUUGACACAGGGCACCUGUCGGCUGGACUACCGGAGGGUGGAGAACAGGGCAUUUUUCUUGGCCCUGUUCAGGCAUGCAGUGUUUGUGGGUCAGAGAGGGGCAAAUCGUACCGCCCUGGAACUUUGUAAGCUAAUCUUAAGUCUGGACCCAGACACCGAUCCCUUGGGCAUCUUGCUGACGAUUGACCACUACGCGCUGAGGUCGGAGCAGUACCAGUGUCUGAUCAGAAUGUAUGACGAAUGGGAGGCACACAAGAAUCUCUCCCAGCUACCCAACUUUGCUUUCAGCCUGGCCCUGGCUUACUUCCACAGCAGCCAAGAUGGCGACACCACCAAGGCUGACGCCAUGCUGCAGACCGCUCUACUCAUGUACCCCUCGACGUUGAUGCCUCUCCUGGACAAGUGUAGCAUUCAACCGGAUGCUACGGCCAAGAAACAUUCGUUUUUCUCUGCUCUGAGCCACUGCAACCAGCCAGCAGCCCUCAACCAGCUGAUAGCUCUCUACAUCGGCCGGAACUACGCCAUGUGGAAGGUGCCAGAGGUCAUGAAAUGGCUAGAGGUCAACGUCAGAUUGGUGUUGGAGCGUGUGGACAAGCAGGAUCCAGUAGUCAAGGAAUACCAGACAAAGAGGCAGAUGAGAUAUCGCGGUACUCCACGGAAUGUCCUCCGUCACAUCAUCCUCUCGGAGAUCAAAGAAGCAGUCGUAUCACUUCCCCCAGAGCUGGCCAACAGUCCCGUCUUGUCCUAUGACCCAGUGCCUCCUAAGGAUUCCAUCAUCUCCUAUCACAGACCCCCAACACAACACAGAGCCAGCAGCCUGCGUGCAGACAACAACCCCUUUGCUGAGUUCUUCAGGUCAUUGCGGCCGUCAUAUUUGCCUCCGCCUCCAGGAGCAAUACCUCCCGAACCAGCUGAUUUACCUGCUGCUGAUGAACGUGCUGGUGCAGCAGGGGGCUUCCUAGCCCCUAACACGGACCUACGCCAGAGCUUAGGCUCUUUGAUGGAUGCAAUGAGGGACCUCUUGAACAGCCUGAGACCACCGGACGCUCAGGGGGAGGAGUUUGAGGAGGAGGAGGCUGAAGAGUUUGAUUAGCGGCAAUCGCGGAGGGCACAGAGAUUGGACAGGACAUCUGUGCGGAUGGUUUUUCAAUGCAGUGUCAGAUUUUGGAGACUUGACGGGAGCAUGACCAUGCAAGGAGUGAAGGAUGUCUAAUCAGAAGUGAUUGAUUAAGGUCUGAUAGGAAGAAACUUAUGUCUACAGAGAGUCCCAGAUCACCGCAUCGGACUGCAGUCCCAGUGCCUGCUAUGCAAGAAGUGUAAUGCUAUAUACAGCACUUUCCAAUAUACCAGUGAUUGACAAUUAUUACCCCUUUCCUCAAGAAAGAGCAGCUUGUAUCAACACAGGUAUUGUCUCUGCCCUCACAGGUACCCAGUUAUACGCCUUGGUGGGGAGAGGCAAGUAGGGUAGAGUGACUUGCCCCGGGUCACAGCAUGUAACCAUUGGGUGGAUUCGAACCUCAGACCUCUGAUCAGAAGUCACAGGCCCUGGGCCCUAGACCACACGCUCCUGCGUGGCUUCUGACUAAAGGAGGGGACAGCGAGGGGAAAUUGAUGGAAAGGAGCUCUGAGUUUGUGAUUCGGCACCGCCACCAAGAUUAGCAGAUUUGGCAGGAGGGGGAUGAUUCAGAGAGCAACCUUCCGAUCUUGACGUCAGACUAUAAACGAACACAGCAGGAUGAGGUUCAUGGAUGUAAUGCCCAUGUUUUCUUUCUGUGACAAUCUUAGAAAUGAUAAGAAGUAAUGCCUAAAGUGCUUUCCAUCACGUUAAAAGCUGAAGUGUUAAAUCCAACACUUAUGUUAGUUUGGUCAGUGACAGCACUUUGAAAGUAACAAAUCCAGCAUUUUAAAUGCAAAAUCCAGUAUUUCAUACAUGUUGAAUUUAACGUGUAGCGUUAAUUCAACAAUGUACGCUGUUAUUUCCACAUUUUUCAAACAUUUUCCUUAAAAUAGGUGAAUCCUAUUCAUCUUCAUAUAUUAUGGAUAUUCAAAUUCAUAUAAGUGUUGGAUUCAUUUUGUCACUUCUAAGCAGGACUGAUAACUUCAAAGCACUUUACAAAUAAAUACCCUGUGCAUCAGGUAAGACCAGUGGGCAGCCAGCAUCCAUGCAGGUGUCUUUGCCUUCAGAGGUAUGCAUUUACACCCCUGAGCGGAGAGAGGCAAGGCAAGUUGGGGUAAAGUGACUUGCCCAAGGUCGCCACUCGGUGUCAACUGCUAGAUUCUUCUGACCAGUAAUCAGGAGUCACUAAUCCUAACCACCACAGUGCACUUGGCCACACGCUAAACCCUCGUGUAUAAUAUGAUAUGAGGCCAUGGAGAAGUUUCAUGUAGUUUUAAUAGUAAAGAGCCAAAGCUCACAGAUAUUUGUCCAAAGUUUGCGGAAAGUUUGUUCUUGGCUUGCAAUUCGUUUUUUUUUUCAUGAAGCACACAUUUGUCCCAUUUAAGGUGAAGGGGAAAGUAAUUUAAAUUGUAGUAUUUAUCAUUGAGUGUUUGAAUGAGUUUGAAAUUCGAGAAUUCUUUUUGUUGUGGACUGAUGGCCAGUCAGCAUUUUGCUAGUUACUAAUAGACAAACACUGCAAAUGAACAUGGGUCUGCAGCAGAGCCAAGUAUGGAAAAAAGUGAAGCCUCGAUUUGGUCACCAGUAGCUUUGUUGCUGCUUGUUCCCCCCCUCGCCCCCCCCUAACAUAAUUAAAUAUUCGCAGUGAUCAAGUAUUUCUGUGGACGGGAAUCUCAUCCUUUCCGCAUAUUAAACUGUGGAGAGUCGAUCAUGCUUUAUGGUUGGACUAAUUAUCCGCUUAAAUGGCAGUGUAAUGCAGUGGGGGAAGUAUUGAAGGCCAAGUCGGUAAAAGGGCUCUUUGUAUAACCAGUCAUGUGCGCAAUGCUUGGAGAUUAUGAAACUCCGGGGGGAAAAUUCGCCAAGUUUUUCUUGUGCAGUCAUCUGUAGAGCAGUUGAGGGAGGCGAGACUUGCCUUAGAUUGCUUUGAGUUGGGGGAAUCUGGCUUUCUUGACCUGAUUGAUAAAAAGAAAUCAAAACCGAUACAAGAUGAGUUUAUAGAUCUGCUGAGAGAGGAUUUUGAUUACGGCUAUUUCUUUAACAAAUUUGGCAGAGUACUGGACAAGUGUUUCAUCAAUCACAAGACAGAUCCAAGACUCUGAAAUAAAUGUUAGUUUUGCAAA